Molecule: messenger RNA, 1605 nt
Organism: Fonsecaea erecta
Lineage: Eukaryota; Fungi; Ascomycota; Eurotiomycetes; Chaetothyriales; Herpotrichiellaceae
Exons: 2
Coding region: 1-1605 (534 amino acids)
Biological process (GO): DNA recombinase assembly; mitotic recombination; double-strand break repair via single-strand annealing
Cellular component (GO): nucleus
Source: RefSeq, a predicted model, not a curated record
AUGCCUGCCGUAGGUGACCAGCACAAGCCGAACGGCAGCACGACGGCCAACCCGUUCGAAGAGCAACCGCCUCGCAUAGCGGAAUAUACUGCUCAAGAGAUCGCCACGCUGCAAAGUCGGCUGGACAAGCAGUUGGGACCAGAGUACAUCUCGUCACGAGCAGGACCAGGCGGCUCAAAGGUUCACUACCUUGCCGCCGACAAGGCCAUCAGUCUUGCCAACGAGGUUUUCGGCUUCAAUGGCUGGAGCAGCUCCAUUCAAAACAUCCAGAUCGAUUUCGUCGACGAGAACCCUCAAACAGGCAAGAUCUCACUGGGUCUCUCCGUCAUCGUCCGUGUGACACUGAAAGAUGGCGCACACCACGAAGACAUCGGCUACGGACAAAUUGAGAACUGUAAGGGAAAGGCGGCUGCGUUUGAGAAGGCUAAAAAGGAGGGUACCACGGACGCGUUGAAGAGGGCGCUGAGAAAUUUUGGGAACGUCCUGGGCAACUGCGUCUACGACAAGAGUUACUUGUCCAAAGUCACAAAAAUGAAGGUUGGAAGCACGAAAUGGGAUGAGGGGAUGCUACAUCGACACGCAGACUUCGCACCCAAAAAGGCGCCGGAAGAGAAAAAGCCAAACGUCUCUGCACUCGCGCAACAAGAUACACAAGAAUUCGAAGACAGUUUUGAACUGGCGGAUUUUGAAGAGCUUGAUUUUGAAGGUGUCGACGCAGGGCAUCCAGACGAGGUCGCAUUGCCUCCUGAACCAGCAGAUUCCACGAACAAGUCGAGUCACUCUUCGGACAGGACCCGCCCGCAAAUCAGAGCGGAUCAGACAACUACACCGUCCAGACCACCAGCCCUUGCAAAUCCUGAUCCUCGCAUGGCUCCCCCGAAGGCCGCUCAAACUCUUCCGACGACGAAUGUCAUACCUCAACCUUUACCUGGGCAGCGGCACCAAGGCUUAUCAGUCCCCUCUAUAAAACCCCCGGCAGGAGACUCUCGACUUCCCGGUGACGGUCUCUCUCGAGCAGCUUCUCCCAUGUCCGCCCAUCAUUUGCCUCCCCCGCAAGCCGGCCAAGGCAUUGGCUUUUACUCGGCUAAGGCUGCUGGUAAACUGGAUGAGAACAACAACGUGAUACCCGACGCAGCAGCACCAGCCUUCAACCCGCAUACCGAAAGUCCGUCGAUUCGCAAAACUGCUGGGGUCAACCACAACAGGUCUAUUCCCUUGAAACGAGACUUGACUCCCGACACCACCAUUCUACGGACGAAUGUCAUCAAUCCACAGUCAGACCCGAUGAGACGACUGGGCGCCCCGGGCCCUAGCGCACAGAUUGCGGGUUCCCGAGGGCCGAACACUUCUGCCUACCGACCUCCCACCAGACGCGGGCCUCUGGAAUCAGGCACCGGUCACGCAUUGAGCUCAGUUGACCCGGGCGGAGUUGACCGUGUCGUGCAGGCAGCAAGAAGAACACCGUUAGGAGAUGUGAGCAAUGUGCAGCAUCAUGUAACAUCAAUCACCGUGGACGGGGCCGAUGCUAAAAGACAGCGGGUAGCUGAUGUGGGUCAAACCGGCAUUGAAGAAGUGGUCACCAGUAAUCCAAGGAUGAGCGGAUGA